Molecule: messenger RNA, 837 nt
Organism: Saccostrea cuccullata (small rock oyster)
Lineage: Eukaryota; Metazoa; Mollusca; Bivalvia; Ostreida; Ostreidae
Exons: 2
Source: RefSeq, a predicted model, not a curated record
AUCCGUUCUCCACACUGACUGAUGACGAGGUGUUGGUGUUAUUCUGUUUUCUGUGUUCUGACUGCGGUCCUCCUGACUUCACUAACACAGAGUGGCUGGACAUACUUAAUGAGAUACGACAGUACGCGUACGUUCAACAGAACGUGUACCGUAACUAUAAUCCUGUAACAAGUGAGGAAGCACAGCAGACUCUGGACAGACUGAAGUCAAGUGAUUACCUUUGGGAAGAUCAGGACAAGAUAACGGAGGACACAAAGGAUGAGACAAUGUAUUGGAUAGCAUCAAUAGACAUUAAUAUACCAAUCUAUCACAGUAGUUAUAACACAGCCAGUAUGUACCUAAGAUCAUUAGACUACAACAGAAAACCUGGAGAGAAGUGUGUCACUAGUAUUGACCUUGUCAUUGAUAACGUACUGAUACGCCGUCUACAGAUGAACAUACUGACUCACGUCACCAUGGAGGACACGGAUAUAUAUGAUGAGAUACACAAGAUAUUGAAUAUUUCAAACCAGAUACUAAAGGAGAGUGAGGAUAAAAGAAAAGAGUUUCUAUCGGAUCUAAGAAGAGAAGGGGAGGCUGUACAUUACGGAGGGAGAUCACAGGACAGUGUCGAUCACGUGACGUGGCUCUGGAGAUACGGGAGACCUGACAUCGUGAGAUCCUGUAUAGGUCUCCAUCCACACUGGGAUAUUUACAUCAUCGACAACAAAGCUUACAGAAAAUCAAGUACGAAAAUUAAUAUAUUUGAAAUGUUUUAUUCAGGUUUAUUACAGUUUCUAACGUUGGAAUUUUACAGUAAAAUUAUUAAAAAUGCACGAAAAAAAGAGAGGGGGGGGG